AUGCCUGUGCUUCUUUUGCUCGCCGCGCUCACACUCAGAGCAACCGAGGUGUCGGGUGAAGAGCGGCUGGACUUUGCAGGUUCAGUGGGCAACAGAGUCGCCUCGGAUGAACAGGUCGUGGAGGGAACCAUCAGCCUGAAUGGCACCAUCACGCCGGAGAUCGUAAGCAAACUGAACUGGGCGGCACAAAACGCGCUUGUAGACGCAUGUGGUCACGGUAGCAAGGUGGAUGCCAGCACCAAGCUGGAACUGUCGCCACGGACUCAUCGUGCUGUUGACAUCAAGUUCUGGGUUCUGCCUCGCAUGGGGGGAG
Messenger RNA from Symbiodinium necroappetens, 313 nucleotides. The record is from the annotation of a GenBank genome assembly. Lineage: Eukaryota; Dinophyceae; Suessiales; Symbiodiniaceae.